Messenger RNA from Fundulus heteroclitus (mummichog), 1376 nucleotides. RefSeq names its product ribosomal protein S6 kinase related a (gene rskra). Gene Ontology annotation, biological process: protein phosphorylation. The transcript has 11 exons. Lineage: Eukaryota; Metazoa; Chordata; Actinopteri; Cyprinodontiformes; Fundulidae. Gene Ontology annotation, molecular function: protein serine/threonine kinase activity; ATP binding. The record is from RefSeq and is a predicted model, not a curated record. Bases 117 to 1235 code for a protein of 372 amino acids.
AGGGACUACCAACACAGCGUCGCUUCAGUCAUGGGUUCCUAUCACACUUCGGUGUCUCCGUUGCUCACCGACUCAGACACUCUGCAGUAUUUUCACAGCCGGCGGGAGUCGGCCGAAUGGAGCUCCCCAACGUUCUGCUUCCUCCAGACGACCGAGGAGAGAUGUAUGAGGAAGAGAAAACUCUUCCAGCUCUCAUCUCUCUCUUCCUGCCAGAGUUUCCACAACAUAAAUGUCCACAGGAGGGCUGUUUUCAGGUCCUCAGUGUCAUUGCUAAAGGCUCGUUUGGGCCCAUCUUGAAGAUCAAGGUUAUCCAUCAAGAGCAGAUUUGGGCUGUUAAGGUUUUACCAAAGUCAGAGAUCUUAAAGCAUGGAGUGCUGGAGCAAUCAAAGAAAGAAGUCAUGAUUCAGAAGCAGAUCAAACAUCCAUUUAUCCUGAGUCUGCAGGACUGCUGGCAGACACAGCGCCACCUCUUCAUCAUGUUCGACUACUGCAGCGCUGGAGACUUGUACACGUACUGGUUACUGAAAGGCCGGUUUGAGGAGGACGAGGUUCGUCUCCUCGCUGCAGAGCUUGGCGGCGCGCUGGGAUUCCUACACGACUUGGGAAUCGUUCAUAGAGAUUUAAAGAUGGAGAACAUUCUGUUGAGCGAUCAAGGUCAUCUCCGUCUGUCUGACUUUGGGCUCUCGCGCCACCUGGACCGAGGAGGGCGAGCAUUUACUGUCUGUGGAACAAUUCAGUACAUGGCUCCUGAAGUUUUAAGCGGGGGUCCGUACGGCCAUGCUGCAGACUGGUGGUCUCUUGGCAUUCUGUUGUUCUCGCUGGUUGCAGGAGAGUUUCCAGUGCCUGCAGAGUCGAACCACAUCAGCAUGUUAAAGAAGGUCAGAGAUUGCCCUUAUGUUCCGCCGAAGACUCUCAGCUCUGAUCUGAUCCUACUGCUCAGUGAGCUUUUAUGCAAGAGUCCAGCGAGCCGCCUUCGUGAUCUGCAGCGUUUCAAGAUGCAGGCCUUCUUCAGAGGCGCGUCGUUCGACUCGUACCUCCUCCAGAAAUCGCCGGUCAAAUUCAUCCUGGAGCUCAGAAAUCAUCCUGAUUGGGACGCCAAAUCGAGGAGAGGUUCCCCGGCAGACUGGUUGGAUGACUUUGACUUUGAAAACAUCUGCAGCUCUCCUUCAGCUCUCGUUGAACUGCCUUCUAAUUUGCCCAGUGAGGAUGUGCGCUUGACUGCAGAGCAGGACUAGAAAAGCAUUAAACUGUGCUGCUUCUGGAUUUGAAUACAGUCAGUGCAAAUGAUGAACUUUUAUCUUUGAAAUUGUUUUACCCUUUUACCUUUUUUCUGUAAAAAUACAUUGUUCAUUUUUAUUUAAUUUUGUACCCCGGAU